Penicillium angulare is the source of this 903-nucleotide messenger RNA. Its product is annotated as SDR family oxidoreductase. NCBI's taxonomy places the organism in Eukaryota, Fungi, Ascomycota, Eurotiomycetes, Eurotiales, Aspergillaceae. The coding region runs from base 1 to 903 and encodes 300 amino acids. Gene Ontology annotation, cellular component: cytosol. Gene Ontology annotation, molecular function: oxidoreductase activity. The transcript has a single exon. The record is from RefSeq and is a predicted model, not a curated record.
AUGGGCGAUCUCCUAGAUUACAUCCGAGUGAACAAUUACCCCCAAAUUGCAUCUUUCGUCCCAACAAGCCACAACGACACCUACCCAUUCAUCACUCCCACCGGAUCAGAGCUCAAAGACAAAUCCGUCCUCGUAACCGGUGCCUCAAAAGGCAUUGGCCGAGCAACAGCCCUCCGCCUCGUCAAAGCAGGCUGCAAUAAAAUCGCCCUAGCAGCCCGCUCAAGUCUAGACAACGUGAUAUCAGACCUAAAAUUAGAAGCCCAAACCGUCAAUCUCGAAAUCCCAACAAUCCUCCCGAUCCAGGUAGACAUUACAUCCGACGAAUCCGUCAAAGCAGCCGCAGAAAAGGUCAGCCUGGCCUUCGGAAAACUCGACAUCCUCAUCAACAACGCAGGCUAUUUACCUGAGUUUUCCCGAGUCGACGAAGCAGAUCCCUUAGAAUGGUGGAAAGGAUUCGAAGUCAAUGUGAAAGGAACAUUUCUGUGCGCGCAUUAUUUUCUACCUUUAUUGUUGAAGGCUGAGACGAAGAUCGUUAUCAAUUUGACUUCUAUUGGGGCGCAUACGUUGACGCUGGGAGGGUCGUCGUACAUGGUUUCGCGAUUUGCUAACUGUCGAUUUACGGAGUUUUUAACUCGUGAUUAUGAGGAUAAGGGACUUAUCGCUAUUUCUGUUCAUCCGGGUGGUGUGGUUACUGAUAUGAGGGAUAAUUUUCCUGAGAGGUUGCAUGAUACGUUGAAGGAUACUCCUAAUUUGCCGGCGGAUACGAUUGUGUGGUUGGUCAAGGAGCGGCGGGAGUGGUUGAAUGGGAGGUAUGUUUCUAGUCCUUGGGAUAUGCAGGAACUAGAAAGUAAAAAAGAGGAGAUUGUUCAGAGGGAUUUGUUCAAGUUCCGAAUGACUGUUUAA